CUUCUACGUGAGCAAACCCAGGCGCCUCAAAGAAUUUAAUCCACAAAGCCUAAGACUCAGCAAGCAACAACCUCGAAUCUUAAAAACAUCACUAGAGUUAUCGAACGACCCAUCGUAUUUAUCCUUCGCACCUCUUAUCCGCAACACUUAUCUAUCUGCACGAACGCCAAACCAACAAUGGCCGCUCCCACAGAAGCCCAGGUUGCCCAUCAAGAGCUGAUCGACAAGCUUGAUAUCCAUUCCAUCCACAAGAGCUUCCGCAACCCUCACUGGCGACCAAACCAGCGGCGCAAUAAGAACAUCAAGACCAUCAUAAGCGAUGCCUCGCGCAAGGAAGCUUCUGUAAUCGUCACGCCCCAAGACAACAGCGGCACCGCCACUCCCGCACAAGGAGAUGGUGACGGCCUCUCUACCAGCGGUUCUUCGACGCCCGCUCAGCAGACGGCCAGUGGUAACAACUCGAACCUGCAGCCGAACCUCGCCCAAGCCUCGCGUAGUUUAUCGAAACUUGUAUUAGAGAAGAGCCUGCGGCCCAAUGGCGCUGGUGGUGCACCCGUCUCGGCGGCGCCCAGCGCGACUUACACAAACAUCGAGUCAGCCCCUUCGCUCGCGCACACGAAACGGUACUGCGAUAUCACCGGUCUUCCUGCCCCUUACCUCGACCCGAAGAGCCGGUUACGGUAUCACAGCAAGGAGGUGUUCGGCUUCAUUCGCACUCUACCUCAGAGCGUAGCGGAGCAGUAUUUAGAGGCAAGAGGCGCGCAUACAAUUCUGAAAUGAAGGGGAAUUGUCAAUAUGAGAGGUGCACGGGAAAUUUUACUACGCAGUGCAACAAUAGUGUCAUUUUGGCUUUGCUAUAUCUAUUCCGACCAUCGACGCAUUAAAACGGUCGGCUUCUUAUAUGAAGCUUAAGAAGAGGAGGCUAAGGUAUAGAAAUAUUUAUAUUGUAUGAGAGGUCACUGCGUAAGAAGUGGUAAUUACAAUAUGGAAAUGUCCGGCCAACAAAGUCAAGCCUAUCCUAUGCAUCAGUCACCUCUCGGCGACGGAUGGCAGGUUACGCUCCGGCUUAAUCGUGAUCGGGAAAAUGAGAUUUUGUUCUCCGCCUGUGACUGACGGGUACCGAGAUCGAAUGGAGGAGGAUCAAUCUCAGUGACCAUAGCUUGUGAGCUAAGGACGCCGCGGCAGGAUAUCAUAUCUAGGAUACCGUAGUGAUCUGUUAAGCAAGGGCUUUUCAGAUGCUGGUUUGCCAGUGCAUAAUUGGUAAAGGCAUAUAUAUAACCAGUC
Messenger RNA from Daldinia decipiens, 1284 nucleotides. RefSeq lists its product as uncharacterized. Gene Ontology annotation, biological process: chromatin remodeling. Gene Ontology annotation, cellular component: Ino80 complex. NCBI's taxonomy places the organism in Eukaryota, Fungi, Ascomycota, Sordariomycetes, Xylariales, Hypoxylaceae. The record is from RefSeq and is a predicted model, not a curated record. The transcript has a single exon. The coding region runs from base 178 to 780 and encodes 200 amino acids.